This is a messenger RNA of Manihot esculenta (cassava), 631 nucleotides long. RefSeq lists its product as uncharacterized. The record is from RefSeq and is a predicted model, not a curated record. Lineage: Eukaryota; Viridiplantae; Streptophyta; Magnoliopsida; Malpighiales; Euphorbiaceae. The transcript is spliced from 2 exons. The coding region runs from base 115 to 453 and encodes 112 amino acids.
CGCGCGACGCCCAAACCAACUGAACUGUUAUAAAACUGGAUAACGCUAUCCUGCACAAAUAUAAGAGUGCGAUAUUGUUGAAACACGUACUUGCGCAACCCAAUUGAGGAGGAGAUGAAUAAUAUUACAGCAAGUGAAGUGGCAGGACUUGGGGUGGGAACCUUACUCCUAUGUUGCACCAUUGCUGCGCCGAAAAUCGACUCUUUCAUCUCUAAUUCACAGAGAAGCUCUCUGGAGAUGUGCAAGACAUGCGGCGAUCUAAGGAUGAUAGCAUGUACAAAAUGUAAAGGAAUUGGAUCAGUGAAGGAAGGUGGAGCGUUAAGAUUUAACAUGAUGGAUGACUUGUAUCAGUCCCUUGGUGGAGAAUCAAAGGUGAAAACCUUUAAAUGUACUAAUUGCCAAGCUAGAGGUCAUUUUUGCUGCCCUGAUUGCUCUAAACUACCGUCUGAUUAAUUAUAUGUAGAUCUUGUUCUUAAAAAAAGGUUCUCUUCUUGUGUUCAAGCUUAAUUUGCUUGUUACUAUGUAUCUUCUGUACUCUGGACUGUAAUUCCAUAAGUAGUACAUUGUAAUUUUAAUUUUUCAUAUUAAAAAUUAAAAUAUUGUUAUUGGUAUGAAUAACAAUAUAUGUAAA